CUCCCAGGGAGGUGGGGAGGAAUUAAAGCGGCGAUGCAUGAAGCAGGGGCCCCGGGUUGGGGCGGUGUGCUGGCAUUUUUAUUUGCAAUGGAGGACGUUUGCAUUGCAAGGCAACUCGCGUGUUUUGCAGUUGCAUCGCGUCUGCAUUGCCUGCGUCACAUGACGUGUGCAUCGCGAUGCAUUACGGCGGUGUUGCGUUUGGAUCUCCUUUGGCGUUACAAGACGCUUGCAUCGUAUUACAUUACAUGUGCAUUUCAUUUGCAUCUGAUUUGCAUUCUAUCACCUUCCGUUUGCAGUGCAAAGCAUAAUGCCUGUGCUAUAUUUGCAUCAUAUUUGCAUUGCAUUACAUGACGUUUGCCUUGAGGUGCAUUUUGUAUCUCGUUUGCAUUGCAUUGUAUUUGCGUCUCACCUGCAUUGCAUUAGGUUGGUAUUGCAAUGCAUUCCACCUGCGUUGCAUUUGCAUCUCGUUUGCAUUUCAUGGGAUUUGCAUUGUAGUUGCAAUACAGUACAAGGCGUUUGCAUUGUGCCGUAUUAGGUGUGUCCUGCAUUCACAUCUCAUUUACAUUGUACCGUGCUUGCUUCUUGUUUGAAUUUUUUAUUGCAUUACUCUGGCAUUGCAUUGCAUUGCAUUAGGUGUCUUGCAUUUGCACCUCAUUUGCAUUGUAUGAUAUUUGCAUUUUGUUUGAAUGUCAUGGCAUUAUGCUGGUGUGUCUUGCAUCUGUAUUGCCUUUGCACUGUGCAGCAUUUGCAUUCCAUUUGAAUUUCGUUGCAUGGCAUUGCCGUUGCAUUACCUGUGUCUUGCGUUUUGCACUAAGCAAUACUUGCAUUGCAGUAUCAUUGCAUUACAUGAUGUGUGGAUUGCAAUACGUUAGUGGGCAUUGCAUUUGCAUCUCAUUUGCAUUGCACAGUAUUUGCUUUUGUCUUUGCAUUGCAUGUGCAUUGAAGGGGGGCAGGCUGGGCAAUGAGCACAUGGAGUGGGGGGGGACCCUGCUGAACAAUGUAUGGGUUUGGGGGAGCCCACUCUGAGGCUAGAAAGAUCCUUGGCUGAGGUCCAUGGCUUUACACACACCCUGCUCCUUAGCUGCGCCCUCCGGCUGCACCAGAGGGGGACCUUUGCUCUGCCCCACCAUGUUCCUGGAGACCGCAUGAGGCGAGGAGCUGGGGAGGGAUCAGCAUGGACCAGCCUCACUUUUAUAUCUAUCUUCUCUCUGCCUGUCCUGGGCCAGACUGACCUUUGCUCUACCCCCAGUUACAGCCUUCACCCAGCAAACCCCGCUCGACUACUGGAAAAGCUGAGUCAGGAAGCCCAGCCCGCUGUGGAGGAGUUUCAUUGCUGUUCUGUGAUUCACGCUUGGUUUUCCCCAACCUUCAGGGGGUCCCCAGCUUUUUUUUAUUUGGAUCCUGGUCCCUCCUGCAGGCCCCUUCAGAAGAAGCAAACUCUGCCUGUGUAACGCAGCGGUGAAGGACUCAAAAAAGCCCCCUGGCAGGUCACAAAUGUUUUCUGGUGGAAACCUCGGAUGCAAAUCGCACACGGUGGAUCACCCUUCAAAGGAUCUCCUGGCCUCUACGGUUGAGAAUCGCUGCGUUAGGUCCUGCUUUGUUGUGGUUUGAAGCCAAAAAAUCAGAUCCCCCCUCAUCCCUUUUUCAAAAAUCUGCUCCUCCCCCCCUUUUAUUUUUUAGAGGCUAAACGGCGACAGGCCUGACCCGAGACAUCCCUACCCAGCAUGGAAAAAAAUACAAUCCAACUCCGGAAGGGAAGUGCUGGAAGCAGAUAAGAAGCACGGGGCUCCAUUAGCAAACGACUGCCCUCUCGUGUGCUCCCAACACAGAGCGUGGGCUGGCUUCCCUAGCAGCAUCUGCAUGGACAGGGCCAAUGGUUAACGAAUGCACCUCGUUACUUCCAGCUGUCCCAUAGUCCCUUGCGGUUUCCGAAACCCCGUCUUGUACAUUGGCAGGUUUCCAGGACAGAGAGAGACUCUGGUAUCUGCCUGCCUGUAAUUGCUGGGCAUUGUUAACACCUGCCAGCAAAGCCACACCCCCUUACUUUGAUUUUUUUUUUUUUUUUUACUUAAAAAAGUCAGUAUUAUGAAAAAGGAGGAAACAAGGGUCAAAAUGGGAGGAGAGUGGGAGCCAGGGCAGAUGCGGGUUGCUUCCAAAGGGGAGCCAGCCAAAAAUGGAGGAGGUUAUGCAUCCAAGGACAUCCUUCUGGCUUCCUUGGGGAGGGGAUGGUGGCAGGAAUGAAGUGUGGUGGAGACGUGUUCCUCCUGGCAGGUGCUAGAAAGGUGGCUGACCUCUGAGGAAGGAGCCGGCUGGGGGGGGUUGGGGCUCUCAUAAGGCUCUGAUGUAUUCUGCAAGGUAGGGAAGAAGUUAUUUUUCCUUAUUAUGGAUGGGAAACAAGAGGACUAUAGCCUACUAUAGCAUACCCCAGAAUGGAGAAUACAGCAUGCCCCAUGCAGAGAGGAUAUAUGGGGCAAACGGGAGGCGUGUGAUACAAUCGGACAGGAACACGUUUUUAUACCCCCCGAAGCAAGUGUUUUGGGUCUAAAGAUGGAGCUUUGGGGGUGGACAAGGUGAGUGUGUGUCUAGGGGUGGCCCAGCAGAGAAGGCAAGGGGUGCAAAUGCUCCUGUUUGCAGGCGGGAGCUGAUGUGCUCGGGGUGUCUGAGCAGGAGCGGGCGAGGACCGCGGAGCAGCAUGAGCUCUGCUGGGAGUAAGGUGGCAAAGGCUGUUGCAGCACGGGACCGGCGUGCUCAUGAGACGCCGCACGACCGUGCGGCAAGAGAGCUGGGCGGUCCUGUUCCCUUCACGCCAUUUCCCUCCAUUUUCCCUUCACGCCAUUUCCCUCCAUUUUCCCCUCACGCCUUGCCCCCACCCCCACGCCCCCAGCACUGCAUGAGUCCCUGCUCAAUCAUGGCUGCCUGAGGUGCGGGUGCUGCCAUAGCCCCGUUCACCCCCAAACAGCCCAUAACAAGGGGUCCAUAGCCUGACCCUCACCCCCGCCUCAUACAGCUUAUUGCCCCAGCCAGGGGCCUGCCGGAGGACUUGCCCUCGCCCAUCCCACAGCCCCGCGUCCCGAGCAGAGCGAUGGGUGCUACGUGGGGUGGGCGGGGAGGGGUAUUUUCCACAGAGCAGCACUGCAGCAGGGGCGUUAGUGAGGUGGUGCUAUCAUGGCUUCCCAGGGGUGUAGCUCAGGUGUGGAGACCAUGGAGGGGCACUCGUGGAGUGAGGGGCAUGGUGGAGGGGGUAUUUUUCAGGCAGAGAGAAUAUGAAUGACACUGGGCUAUCAUGGGCAGGGUAUUCUCCAGAGAGUGGUAUCACAGGGGGAGUAUGGAAAAUGAAGGGUUGGAAAGCACAUUAAAUGGGAAGUAUUAUUCAGGUGGGUGUUUCAUGGAGGGAGUACUCAUGAGGUGAGGGGUAUUGUGAAGGUGGGUAUUAUUCAGGUGGGGGCAUUAUGAGGGGGUAUUAGUGGCAUGAAGAGUAUCAUGGAGGGGUAUUUGUGAGGUGAGGUGAGGGGCACCCCGGAGGUAUCCACGGAGGGGAACUCGUUUGGGAGCCCCCACAGGGCAGUUGUAUGAAGAGGGGCCUUAUUAAGGUGGCAUCUGACAGGGUAUUAACGAGAUGAGGCAAACAAAGGGGAAAGCUCUCUGGCAGGACAAAGAUGGGGGUCUCCGCACUGCUGAGACGUCUCCCCAGGGAGGGCAGCAUCAGGGGGCAGGGGACAGGGCAUUACACACCAGGUAUUGGGUCCACGCUGCGCUUGGGCAGGCACCUCCCAAGUGAACACAGCCUCGUUUUGUUCUUUACCAGGGCAGCAGUGGCCCCCACGCCCUGAGAAAGAUGCAUGCAUGCUUUGAGAGGGAAAGGACAGAGCCCAUCCGAAUGGCACUGCACCAGGGCAACAUGGAGGAGGCGUUCGGCACAUCCUUCAGCCCCUUUGCUAAGCAGUCCAGGCUGGUGAGCAGGCGCGAGCCUGAUGAGGCAGCUGCAGGCCAAAGGCACCCCUACGACCCCAAGGAGCAGCUCUGGGAGUGGCUCUACCAGCCAUUGAGCCCCCCCAGGAGAAAAGAGGACAGAGAACCCAUCCAGCUGCUGGUGUCUGGCUUUGCUGCCCGCAGCCCCAACAUGCUGACAGAUGUGCUCCCAUGCCCAGCACUGUGCCUCUCACAGGAACUCCCUUCGCCCCGUGAGCUGUGCAGGCAGAGACGGGGCCAGGGGAAGUGCAAGAGAGUCGAGACCAGCAGUGUGACCUCGGUUUGUUCCCACCUGGCGGAGCUGAAGCGAAGGCAGAGCAGUAUUGAUGAGUAUGGAGGUGACCUCGCUCCUUUCCCAGCCAGAGGUUUAGGCACUGCACUGGGCUGCACACAUAUGGGAGCCCAGAGGACACUAUAAAGCCCAGUCCCUACACAGUAUUUAGGUUAUUAGAUGGGGUUGCACUUUCUCCCUGCAGAUUGAAAUCAAAAAACCCAAAACAGGACACCUGCCUCCUUGACCAUUUUUUAUAUAUUUAAAAAACAGUUGAGUCCGCUUCUCUCUUUCACACCUGACACACCACAGCACUCCAGCUGGGGUGCCCCAAAUCAGGCAUGAUAUUCCCAACCUGCCUAUCCCAUGUCAUGCCAUGUCCUGUGAGUGUCCUCAAUGCCCCACAGGCUGAAGAAGCAGACGUGGGGAGGUUACAUGUCCCACACUGCCUCGGAGGAUCAGGACGGCACUGCCGAGAUCCCUAGAGACUCACUC
Molecule: messenger RNA, 4735 nt
Organism: Alligator mississippiensis (American alligator)
Lineage: Eukaryota; Metazoa; Chordata; Crocodylia; Alligatoridae
Exons: 4
Coding region: 3836-4387 (183 amino acids)
Source: RefSeq, a predicted model, not a curated record